AGGACUGAGAAAUUUAAUAUUUUAAUUGAAUUCUUUUUGCGAUACAUUGGCGGUAUUUUGCGGUAAAAAGACUCCAUCUGAAAAUUAAGGCUUACUAGAUUUUUACAUUUAUUUCUGCCGUUUCCCUGGACAACGGGAAAGAAAAUCGAAAACAAAUCGUCUCGUCAGUCGUCAUCAAUCCGCGUCAAAUAUUUCCGGUGCCAAUAACGCGUUUAUCCCACUUAUUGCAAGCUAGCGAGUCUUCAAAAUGCGCGAAGUACUUUCGGUCCACAUCGGCCAAGGCGGCGUGCAGAUGGGCAACGCUUGCUGGGAGCUCUAUUGCUUGGAGCACGGCAUACAGCCCGACGGUAUGUUGUCACCGCAGUCCUGCACAAGCGACGAAGGCUUCCAGACCUUCUUCAGCGAGACAGGCGGCGGAAAAUACGUACCCAGGGCCGUUUUCCUCGAUCUCGAACCAACGGUGAUAGACGAGGUACGCACGGGAACGUAUCAUCAACUGUUCCAUCCCGAGCAACUGAUCUCCGGCAAGGAAGACGCCGCGAACAAUUACGCGCGUGGCCACUACACCCUGGGCAAGGAGAUCAUCGACCUCGUGCUGGACAGGAUCCGCAAGAUAGCCGACAUGUGCAGCGGUCUCCAGGGUUUCCUCGUCUUCCACGCGUUCGGCGGCGGCACGGGAUCCGGCUUCACCAGCUUGCUGAUGGAUCGGCUGUCGAUGGACUACGGCAAGAAGGCGAAGCUCGAGUUCGCCAUAUACCCGUCGCCGCAAAUCUCCACGGCGGUCGUCGAGCCCUACAACGCGAUCCUAACGACCCACACCACGCUGGAGAACUCCGAUUGCGCGUUUCUCGUGGACAACGAGGCGAUCUACGACAUUUGCCGGCGUAAUCUCGACAUCGAGCGGCCGACCUACACGAAUCUCAACCGGCUGAUCGGCCAGAUUGUCUCCUCGAUCACGGCCUCCCUGAGGUUCGACGGCGCCCUCAAUAUCGAUCUCACCGAGUUCCAGACGAAUCUCGUGCCCUACCCCAGGAUACACUUUCCUCUGGCGACCUACGCGCCCAUCGUGUCCGUCGAGAAGGCCUAUCACGAACAGCUCACCGUGAUGGAGCUCACCUCGGCCUGCUUCGAGCCGGCCAUGCAGAUGAUGAAGUGCGACCCGCGAAAGGGCAAGUACAUGGCUUGCUGUCUGCUGUACAGAGGCGACGUGGUGCCGAAGGACGUUAACGCCUCCAUCGCGACCAUCAAGACCAAGAGGACGAUACAGUUCGUCGACUGGUGUCCGACGGGUUUCAAGGUGGGAAUUAAUUACCAACCGCCAACCGUGGUACCGGGCGGUGAUCUGGCGAAGGUGCAGAGAGCCAUGGCCAUGUUGGCGAACACCACGACAAUCGUGGAGGCGUGGGGCCGAUUGAACCGAAAAUUCGACCUUAUGUUCAGCAAACGAGCCUUUGUUCAUUGGUAUGUCGGCGAGAACAUGGACGAGAGCGAGUUUACCGAAGCCAGGGAGAAUCUGGCUGCGCUAGAGAAGGAUUACCAUGAAGUCGGCACAGAUACCCUGGAUAUCGGUGGCGAAGAAAUUUAAUCGCUAAAAGACUCGCAGUGACAAUCGCGUGCACCAAGAACGCAUGCAUUUUCGUGGGAUAAAUGAAUGUUUUUUUUUUUUAUUUAUUUAUCCGCACCAUUUUUCUAGAAUUUUUACAUUGUUUUGUUGUCCCUUUGUACAUAUUUUGUAUGUAUCGUUUUUAUUUUAGACAUACAAGUUUUUGCGCGUCUUUGUAAUAAAAAAAUUUUUAGAGCAA
Molecule: messenger RNA, 1802 nt
Organism: Wasmannia auropunctata (little fire ant)
Lineage: Eukaryota; Metazoa; Arthropoda; Insecta; Hymenoptera; Formicidae
Product: tubulin alpha-1 chain-like
Exons: 5
Coding region: 248-1585 (445 amino acids)
Biological process (GO): mitotic cell cycle; microtubule cytoskeleton organization
Cellular component (GO): microtubule; cytoplasm
Molecular function (GO): GTP binding; structural constituent of cytoskeleton
Source: RefSeq, a predicted model, not a curated record